AUGCAGAACCUCUCAGAGGAUUUACUCAAAGCAGUAAGAAAAGCAGCUGAAACUGCUGAACUGAAAUCAAAGCUCUGUACAUAUACAAGAAUUCUAAACAAGAUCAAGGCCUUGUGUAUGCAGUGGCAGGCUGAGAUGAAAGUCAAACAACAAUUGACAUUCACUGCAGAUCAAGCAUUCACUAUGAAGAGCUUUGCUGAUGCAAUCAUCACUAUCAAUAAGAAUAGAGAAAACCAGAUCUUAGGCCUGCAGCAGAAGAUUGAAUGUUUACACAGACAGGUAACUACACUGAACCUGAAGAUCUCAUCACAAUCAUUCAUAAUCUCUUCAGAAGUAUACACAUCAUCAGAGACUGCUGUGCAGAAUGAGAAUCUGAGUAUGAAAUAUAUCAAGCUGAGAGAUCUGCUGAAGUCAUUAAGCUUCAAUGAUAACUGA
Messenger RNA from Blastomyces gilchristii SLH14081, 435 nucleotides. RefSeq lists its product as uncharacterized. Lineage: Eukaryota; Fungi; Ascomycota; Eurotiomycetes; Onygenales; Ajellomycetaceae. The coding region runs from base 1 to 435 and encodes 144 amino acids. The transcript has a single exon. The record is from RefSeq and is a predicted model, not a curated record.